AUGGCGCAGCUAUCUGGAACACGCCAUGCUCUGACAGGCAGUACUUCGACAAGUCCUCUCCUCGCCCCCGAUGUCGUCCUCAGACUGGAUAGCGACCUCAACAGUAACCCGUUUGGUCUCGUAGCAAAUAUGGCGAAUCGCGAGCAUCUAGAUGGGGUUGGGACAUUGCUUUGGAACGACUGCAUUUAUCUGAUGCCCUUGCGUUAUCACAAUCCGGAAGAUGUCCUAGUGCUCGGCAAAGUGAGGGCUAUCGCGUUCGCCAUCUUGAAUAUGGCUGUCACGCCUGAUCUCUUAGGGAACCUCAGGGCUCUCGAUCUGGCCCUCAAGGCAGCGCGUAUUUGCAUCGUGAACGAGCAACGCGAAAUUGCGCUGAAUAUCAUGUCUGCAGCCGCUCUAAGGCUAACGAAUGUUCAGCCUGUUCAUCUUGGCCUUGAUCCUGCAAUCAACCGCAAUAUCACCAUCCGAUACUUCUUGCUUCGCAUUCGACUGGCCUGGUUGCAGGAUCAAGUCGAUGUCGCCGAGCAUUUCUUCACAAAACUCCCGAUGCCGGCCGUGUCAAAUGAUGAUGAGUUGAUUUUCGAAACUUGUUUUAUCAUUGGUGACUCCGCACUCGCACGGCGCCUGCCAGAAAUCGCAAUCAGAUGGUUGCAGAGAGCAAGCGAUCACUUCCAGUCCUUCUCCAUUAUGAGUCAGUUGAAGCUUCCAGAUUACAAUAAUUGGAGCUUGGUCAUUCGACACUCUCUUGCCGUGGCUUCUGCACAGACUAGAAUCCCCCAGGCAGCCGUCACCUACGAGUUUGAAGUGAGACAGUUGAGAGAAUUUUACCCAAAGCACCCUGCUGUGGUCCUUUUCGGUCUCUCUGUGGGACAUAACAAUCCUAGUAACGACGAAUUACUACAAGGCCUGAAGGGUCUGGUUGAUCAGUUACCUCUCACAGAUAUGAACAUGCCGAUAAUUUUUCACUUUGCCCGAUCUCUGGGCCAUUCAGGUGGUUUGGAUAACGGAAUGGAGGCAUUUCGAAUUUUGCUCAUGCGCCCUCUCCCAAGAGAAUGGACAGAGAAAUGCUUUGCUGCUUUUCUUCUACUUCUGAGCAGAUCGGAGUACUCUGAUUCCAAGCGCAUUCGCAACCUCAGAGGUGUAAUUGACGCACUAGAGAAACGUGGAUAUCCAUCAAUUAGCGCCAAGGCAGCUCAUGCCACCGUGAUUUGCAUCUGGAAAAUGAUUGGUGAAGCCCUUCUCAAGAAGGACUACUGGACUGCACAGCUAUGGCUUCAGAUGUGUACUGAUCCGAAGAUUUUCCAACACUGCUCCAUCGAAAUUCAGAUUGCGAUACAAAAGAAGCUGGUAGCAUGUUACCUACAGACUGGGGAUACCGCCGCUGCUCGUCUGUUAAUCGACCGGGGUCUAUUCCAAAGUCAAGUGGAUUGCGAGAGGAUGUACUUGUCUUAUAAGUUGUGCUUGCUGGAAGGGAAAGACGGCUCUGGACAUUUUCAUCUCGGCUUUCCUUUGCAUCCAGUGCCGCACAAGCAAACUAGUCUCCUAUCAUGCGCAAUGGAAGCCCAGAGACAACACAAAUCAGAAGAAGUACUGAACUGUCUUGAUCAAUUCAUCAAAUUUUUGACUUCAGAUGACAUCUAUCAUGAUGACUUUCCCUCCGCGGAACAUUACAUAUUUGCAAUCACUCUUCUUUCCGAAGAACUCUCAAACGGCUUUACCCAGAGGAUUGGCAGCUGUAUCGAAACUGUACUCCAAAGUGCCUUAUCUUACGCAAAAGAGAACAGCAUGUUUGAAGGUGGUGACCAGGAGGUCUCAGUCACCCAACUGCAAUGGCUGUAUUUUGCAUCUUACAAACUUGCUUUGAAACUUAUCAACUCUUCAGGGUUUCUGUGGGCUACUUCUGUCUUGGAUCACUCUAGAGAUUUUGCGCUUCAGUAUCGUCAAAUUGCAUACCCCAAGAUGGGUUCCAAAGCACCCAGACCGCAUUUAUUUGCAGUUGUUUACCUCCGUCUCCUUGUUAGCUCCCUGAAGGCCCGCUGCGAGGAUGAUCCGACUGAGAAGGCAUUGCAGUACGAGAAUGUACGCGCUUGUUUCCAGGAGCUCAAUGACUUGCGUGGUUGGAAUGAUGGAGAGGAGGAGGCAGAUGACGACGCGAAUUACAAAGAAGAUAAGCACCAUGAGGUUGCCCAAUUCUUUGACCUUGAGGCUGCUAUGCACCUUAAGAAGUGGGACGAUGUGGCCAACAUAUGUGCAUCUGACGACACAUUCCCCGAUCCGAAGUUUUACGCACCUAUCAUGGAUCUAAAUCUCCAAUUGAACCUGCCACCCACACUGGGAAUCCAGGUCACCAAGCGGAUCAUGUUAAAACUUAGCGAGCUACAGGACGACCCCCCAAGCACAUGGCAGCGCGAUUUCCGGAUUUCCCUGCCCCGGUACCUCCAUUGUCUGUUUUCUCUAGCCAUUACACCAGUUCCGCAACCAGAUUAUCUUGAAUUUGUUUGUCUCGAUGUCGAAAUGACCCACCCUGAGGUUGCUGAAGAAGUGCUUGACAAAAUCCUUGGAAUGGCAAACGAAGCAGACAUUACGCAUGAAGGAUUCAAUACACAGCACAAUCUGAACACCAUGCAUACCGGGUCUGAGCUUUGUGAAGUGUUUACCUAUCCAGCUGCGGAGUUGAUCAAGGUUGCUACCGUGGCUUUCAACAAGGCUACUGACUUUUACCGUGCUACACAAGAUGAGGAUUGUCAGCGUUGGGCGAACAAGGCCAUUAGUAUUGCUCAGCUUGUGCCAGGUGCCCAGGGCAAACAACUGGUUGAGAUGCUUCAAACUAGGCUAGGGAGCUUGAUUGGAGUUUGA
Penicillium crustosum is the source of this 2853-nucleotide messenger RNA. Its product is annotated as SPO22/ZIP4 family meiosis protein. Gene Ontology annotation, biological process: regulation of synaptonemal complex assembly; meiotic cell cycle. The transcript is spliced from 18 exons. NCBI's taxonomy places the organism in Eukaryota, Fungi, Ascomycota, Eurotiomycetes, Eurotiales, Aspergillaceae. The record is from RefSeq and is a predicted model, not a curated record. Bases 1 to 2853 code for a protein of 950 amino acids.